Messenger RNA from Anolis carolinensis (green anole), 4537 nucleotides. RefSeq names its product transmembrane protein 200A (gene tmem200a). The transcript is spliced from 4 exons. Bases 642 to 2117 code for a protein of 491 amino acids. Lineage: Eukaryota; Metazoa; Chordata; Lepidosauria; Squamata; Anolidae. The record is from RefSeq and is a predicted model, not a curated record.
AUAUUUCUCACAAGGGUUGGGGGAGCUCUGAAGGCUGCUCUCCGGGAUCCCCGGGCAAACUUUCCCGGGAGCGAGCGUGUCGGAGGCGCCUCCCUGAAGGCAGUGGCGAGGAGGGGCCCGUGUCCCCGCCCCUGGGGAGGGGGCGGGCGGAGAGGGAGAGGCUCCCCCGCCCCAAUGGCACCGCUGUCUUGGAGAAGAGCCCGCUGGGGGCGGCAACAUCUGGCGGAGGGGGCGGCGCGGCAGGACUUCGGCUGAAGCCAGGAAGCCCGACCCUCUUCCCCACCUUCCCUCUUUCCUUCCUUCCCCGUGGUUCUGCCCAGGCGCUGUGGCUGGGCUUCUGCCUCCUCCCUUCCUCCCUUCUUCCCCCUCAUGGCUCUUUCUCCUGCCAGAGCCCCGCUCCGAAGGAGGAGGGCGAAGGAGAAACGCGGCUGAGCGAGAGCAGAGAGCGAGAGGGAGACGCUCCAGAGGCGGAGGAGGAGGAGGAGGGCAUCACCUGCUCCAGAUUGCAUGAAGAGAGACUGAAUGGAUAUAAUGAACUUAAGAGCACUGCAGCUAAUUCUCAUCUAGAUAUUCCUUCAUAGAUGCCCUUCCAAGUUCUAAUCUUCUGAUUCAUGACUGAGCCAAGGUGGAAGUGAGAAAUUAUGAUUGCAACUGGGGGAGUCAUAACAGGACUGGCUGCAUUGAAGCGGCAAGACUCUGCUAGAUCCCAGCAGCAUCUAAAUCUCACAACAUCACCAGCUAAUGAAGAGCAGAAGCCAGUCAAGCGCCGACCUCGGGCAGAUGUUGUUGUGGUUCGAGGCAAAAUUCGACUUUAUUCCCCAUCAGGAUUUUUCCUUGUUCUGGGAGUGCUUGUUUCAUUCCUGGGUAUUGGUAUGGCCAUUCUUGGAUACUGGCCCCACAAGGAUCUUUAUGCAGAGUCUGAAGACAUUUUGUCACUCAAUGAGACUCAAGGCAUAGGAAAAGAAAGUGGCAUUAUAAUUCGUUUCCUUGAACAGCAUUUACAUUCUGAUAAAAUGAAAAUGUUGGGACCUUUCACGAUGGGCAUUGGAAUCUUUAUCUUUAUUUGUGCAAAUGCGAUGCUCCAUGAAAACCGUGACAAAGAGACAAAGAUCAUACACAUGAGAGACAUCUAUUCCACUGUCAUUGAUGUACAUACCCUGAGGAUCAAUGAACAAAAGCUACUGAAUGGUGCCUACGCUGGCUUAGUGGGAGAUAAUGAAGUCAAGCACAAUGGAAGCUCUUGUGCAUCGCGGCUGACUGCAAAUACAAUUGCACCCUUCUCAGGCUUUGCAAGCAACUUCCAAGUGGAAUGCAAUGUUGAAGAGGAUGACAUUUCUGUGAGCGAUAGCAAAAAUACCACCAGUCUUUUGCCACCUUUGCUGAUUGAGCGCUCCAGUUCAGUCUUUGGCCUUUACCCUCACUCUGGGAAAGCAAAGGAUGACAGAAGUAGCAGUUCUCUAAAAUGUGAAACAAAAUCCAUCGUCUCAUCCUCCAUUAAUGCUUUCACAUUACCUGUAAUUAAACUAAAUAACUGUGUUAUUGAUGAGCCAAGUAUAGACAACAUUACAGAGGAUUCUGCAAGCUCUAGAGGCAGACCUAAAAAUUUGUCCAUGGACUCUUUAGCUGUCCCAUUAACUGAUGCCAAUGACAGCUACAAACCCACUGGUGGAUUGAUACCAAGAAACACUUUAUAUGGAGAUUCUACAUUAAAUCAUUUCAAAUCAUCUAUGACUCUUGGACCCAGUGCUGGAAAGCUUUUGUCACCUGGUGCAGCCAGAAAACAGUUUGGGUCGAACACCUCUUUGCAUCUUUUGUCUGCACAUUCAAAAUCCCUAGAUUUAGAUCGGGGCCCUUCCACUCUCACUGUACAAGUUGAACAAAGGAAACAUCCAAGUUGGCCAAGACUGGACCGUAGCAACAGUAAAGGUUAUAUGAAACUAGAAAACAAAGAAGACCCGAUGGACAGGCUCCUUGUGCCAUCGGCCACAGUCAGGAAGGACUUUACUAAUAAAGAAAAGCUUCUUAUGAUUUCCAGAUCUCAUAACAAUUUGAGCUUUGAACAUGAUGAGUUUUUGAGUAACAAUCUAAAACGGGGCACCUCUGAAACAAGGUUUUAACAAUUAUAUGACUGCAGUUUCAUGUCAGUAUUUUUUUAACGACAAAAAUCAGACUAUUUUGACAUGAUUAUAGCCAGAUGUUCCUUGUUUCUGUUUCUUGUUUGUUUCUAGUACAAGUCUGUUUUUAAAAAAGAAAAACCAAAUUGGAUGAAAAUUGCCUUGUGUUAGCAAUGGUUAUUUUUCACCUCUGCCAACUGUUUAAUGUCAAGAAGCUUGUUCAUCAAGAUGUGGUACUGGCAGAAUGCCGAUGAGAUGAUGUUUGUGUUAGAUGGUAACAGGAUGGUGGAUUGAGAAUUGACAUCCUCUUAAUUUACAACUGCAAUACUGUACAUUAUCAUUGCUUGAUGUAUUGGGUGCUUCAGAUCUAUUUUUUCCCAGCCAUUGCUCUUUUGUUUCUAUAUAAGCAUGCUAUCUGUCAUUGCUGUGAAUCAACACUAUGAGCUGACUUAAUAAGUAUCAAAAUUCAGAUCCAUCAGUACUGGCAACAUUUGAAGAAUGCUGCUUUUAGCUAAAGAUGAAGAUGAAUGCAAGGUUUGCAGAAGAGCCAAACUUAGUACCUAGUCCAGAGUGAUACUUGAAACACACCCAAUGAAAACGUGGGCUGUUUUUCAUUUUGAAAGGCAGAUCCACUAUUCUAUGUUCUUCUGUUUUUAAAAGAAAACUGUUUUCAAACCACUAAUUAGUUUCAAAAUAAAAUGUCCUUGUGGUCUGGGUGUUGCUGUUUAACCAAUGUAAGUCCAAAUCUAUCUUGGACAUGGCUCUAUCUGCAUGGCUCUCCACAGGGAGUAUCCAUCUAUUCAUGCAGUAGAUCCUCCAGUUAUUUGAUUAAGAGGUACUCCCAGUAGCUUGUGUCCAUUUAUUUUACUUACAAUGGUCAUUUUAAAACUAAUUGAACAAUAUUUAGUAAAUCUGUUACCAUACUAGAUAGGUUUUAGGAGCAAAAAAAAUAUGUGCAGACUGAAAAUCAUUUUUGUCAACUUGCUAUAAUCAACCUGAUAUCACAGUUAUGUCUAAAAGCUGAUCCAUCAUAAUGACACAAGAACAAGGGAAUGCAGUAAGACAGACUUCCAAGGACAGGAUUCUCAGCCUUGGAUUCUCAGAUGUUGUUGGACUACAGUUACCACCCUGACUAUUAACCAUUCUAGAUGGGUGGAAGUUGUAGAUUGUGAUAAAACAAGAUGACUAUCUGAUUAAUAAGACCAGCGCUAGCCAACAAAACUCGCCUCUUAAAUUGGCAUUGUCUUUAUAUAGCAUCUAGGUAGUCUUUUUAAAGAUGACUAGUGUUAUUCCUGGCAUCACAAGAUAGUUGGAGUGCUAAUUAUAUGGGAUAUAUAUGAAACCCUGCCUGACAAGAAUGGGAUGACAGUGAAUUCAAAUAGGAUAUUUAAAUAGCUGAUGUGUGGAGAACAGGUGUUUCUCUGUACGGCUUAACUUCUUUCCUGGCUUGGUGUGAAUUAAAAUACAAAUGCUGCAGUUCAGAAAUCAUGCCAACAUUAAAUAUGAAACUUCUGUUGACCAUAUGUUCAAAGAUCCUGUUUAGGUAAAGAUAAUAAAUGUGUGCCAUCCCAGUUCACAUUAUCUGAUGCGAGGAGCCUCCUCUAUCUGUGAGUUCAGAAAAUAAGUAUUAUGAUUCAUGCAGACAAGCUGCAUGGAUAAAGGAGAAUGUCUUCUUUAGAAAGCCCAUCUCUACAUGAGACCAACAGAAGCCAACUACAUGAGACCAACUAUGGAGUAGAUGGGACUAGCAGAUUUCUUUAUUGUGUAUUAUCCACACUUACCAAAUACCUGAACUGGGGUUAGAAAUAAACAUCACUCAGUACAGUGAUGAACUGCACUGUAAACUGGUAAAAGGACAGCAUUUUUUUCUGGCAAGUAUUUUAUCUCUUCCAGCUGGGUCACCAUUGAUGCUGAAUGUUAGUGCUAAAGGAAUCAGUGAUGUGAAUGGCUUUACCAGAAAGACUCCCUUUGUUACACUGAGGGGAAUACGAUCUUGAUCUUGGCAACUGGUCUUUUAUACUCCAGUCUGCCCAUGAGGUUUGGCCAACAAAAUCACAAAGUUAAAUGGUCAUUUUAGCAGGUGUUUCGUAUUUUCACUUAGUCUAAAUAACUCAGGAAUUAUUAUUAUAGCUGCUCCUGAAACAACUAGUUACUUCAAAAUGUUGUGCUUCAGUUGAUUGCAAAAGACAAAAGAGAGAAGUUUUUCUAUUAUUGUCCAGCUCCAUAUUCUAACAAUAUGCUGUUUCUGUGACAAAAGCAUUACUUGCCCAGUGAAUUGAGGCAGAGCGUCAACUUGUUAGAAUCUCAAGCCUAUAUAUUGUAACAGAGUUGGCUAAAUAUUUUGCUAUAAAGCUUUUAAUAACUUUCUGGUCAGUGUUCUUAAUACAUUUGCUAUUUUUUAAGUAAAAAAAGAAAGAUAUGUA